AAGAAGAGAUCUAGUUGCGAAAAAUCGUGUAUUUUUAAGUAAAAACAAGGUAUCUGAUUUUGAUACAGAUUACUAUCGUGGAGUGAGAUACAAUUGUAACUUUUUAAAAGUAAAAUGACCCGAAAUAAGAUUCGUCGAGUGGUGAGCAAAAAACGAGCAUCUGCUGAUGAACGUACUCGCAUUGAAAACAAGAUGAGAGACUUUGAAGUGCAUGUGGAGAGCGAAAUGGCAAAUCUGGAGCUCAAUUUCCGAGAUGAAAUGGAUAAAAUUCAACGUCUUAUUGAUGCUUUGAAAACUAGAAUUCCGAAGAAAUUUCAAACGAUGACCAUUGAUCAGAUUAGAGAAUAUAAUGAAGAAGCGGAAAAAAUCGAAUCAUCCUUUUAUGCAGAUAAAACAACCCACUUGGCGAAUUUGAGCAUGAUGCUUGAAAAAUCAGCUAGAAAAAAAUCGAAAGAUGACGGUUACCUUACAGAGGAGAGUGAAAACCACGAGCGUCUUUCCACAUUGUCAACGUCCAAACGUAUGGGACCGUUAAUGUCGGCUAAAUAUCGCCGUCGCAGUAAAUCGACAAGCGCUAUGGGCAACAGCAGCGCGAGCCACAGUCUUUUCCAAUCCACCAACACGAGUAGAUCGGUUUUGGGAAUGACACUUACAGCUAAUCCCACAGCAAAGGACCGUGCCUCCAGAUCUAAAAUAAAGACACCAAUGCCUUACCGUUCUAAAGCGAUAAGUGCUGACCGAGUGUGCGGGCCUAUUACCCCGAAAGUACAGCCCAACAGCGCAAUGGCCAUCAUACGUCACGCUAGGUUAGGAGAACCUGUAUAUUCGAUUACUGGAAGUCCAGUCAUUACUGCAAACAUGCUUGAAGCAACAGCAAACCUGAAUAUUCCAGUUCAAAACGGAAUGCUAGCCAUUCGACCAACCGAGAUGGAUUCGGUUGAUCCACAAAUCGUUAGCAGAAUAGAUCCCAAUGUAUUGAGUGAGCUAAAACAACUUCAGGAAAAUCUAAACGUUAUCAUGCGCACGCUCAGACUGUAAUUCUAAUCGGUUUUCGAUUUACGUUUAUUCCGAGUUAUAUUUUAUAAUGCAAAAUUGCGUAUUUCUGACUUGUAUUCCUUUCUUAUUUUUUCAACCUAUGUAUUAGUUGUAUAUUUUAAAU
Sabethes cyaneus is the source of this 1159-nucleotide messenger RNA. Its product is annotated as borealin-like. Gene Ontology annotation, cellular component: chromosome, centromeric region; chromosome passenger complex; spindle midzone. The record is from RefSeq and is a predicted model, not a curated record. The transcript is spliced from 6 exons. Lineage: Eukaryota; Metazoa; Arthropoda; Insecta; Diptera; Culicidae. The coding region runs from base 115 to 1038 and encodes 307 amino acids. Gene Ontology annotation, biological process: mitotic sister chromatid segregation.